This is a messenger RNA of Hippocampus comes (tiger tail seahorse), 2751 nucleotides long. RefSeq names its product solute carrier family 23 member 1-like. The transcript is spliced from 12 exons. The coding region runs from base 194 to 2131 and encodes 645 amino acids. The record is from RefSeq and is a predicted model, not a curated record. NCBI's taxonomy places the organism in Eukaryota, Metazoa, Chordata, Actinopteri, Syngnathiformes, Syngnathidae. Gene Ontology annotation, biological process: transmembrane transport. Gene Ontology annotation, cellular component: membrane. Gene Ontology annotation, molecular function: transmembrane transporter activity.
ACUAGCCACGUGAUGCCAAUGCGAUGACUGAAACUUGGACCUGGAAAAACAAACAUUUGAAGGGAUUCAGUCCUUUCAAUCAUUAGCUGCCAGCAAUGACAAACGAUGGUGCGCUUGACAAACAUCAUUUCAUUAAACCAGCAAUGCAACUACAGUUGUAGAGUUGCCAGCCACAAACACAUCCACCACCACGAUGAGCCGCAAUGCUCAAGUGUCUCAAUUUUCCUUUUCUCCUUCCUCUGCAUCCGCUGCUGCCGCAGGAACACUUACACAAGGGGAUGAAGGCUCUCCACACUGCCAGGAGUUUAUUUGGAUGGAUGAGGACAAAGUGCAGCCCAGGGCGGCAGAGCCCCUCAAGCCUUUCAUCGGUGAAAACAGUGGUGAAGUGGACCGUAACAACAGUGUGACAGUGUACAGUGUGACCCAGACCCCGCCCUGGUACUUGUUAGUCUUCCUGGCCUUUCAGCAUUACCUGACAGCGUUUGGCAGCAACAUCGCCAUCCCGCUUAUCUUGGCGGAUAGCCUGUGUUUGCAGCACGACGGCUUGACCCAGAGUCACCUGAUCAACACAAUCUUCUUUGUUUCGGGGCUGUGCACCAUUCUGCAGGUCACCUUUGGCAUUAGGCUUCCCAUCCUGCAGGGGGGCACGUUCGCUUUACUCACCCCAGCAUUGGCCAUGUUGUCCAUACCCGAAUUCCAGUGUCCCUCUUGGACCAAAAAUGCCACCCUGGUGAACGUGUCCUCGCCUGUUUUCAUCGAAGUGUGGCGGACCCGACUGACAACACUGCAAGGCUCCAUCAUGGUGGCCUCCCUCCUGCAGAUCGUAGUAGGGUUCUCUGGCCUCGUCGGCUUCCUGAUGCGCUUUGUCGGCCCUCUCACCAUCGCGCCCACCAUCUCGCUCAUUGGUCUGUCCAUGUUCGACGCGGCUGGAGUCAGGGCUGGCAGCCACUGGGGAAUCUCAGCCAUGACCGCGGUCUUGAUCAUCCUGUUCUCCCAGUACUUGCGACUCAUCGAGCUGCCCAUUCCCGCAUACAGCAAGGCCAAGAAGCUGCACACCAAAAAGUUCUACAUUUUCCAGAUGAUGCCCAUUCUGCUGGGCAUUGCGGUCUCCUGGUUAGUGUGCCACCUGCUCACCAUCUACGACGUGCUGCCGUCUGAUCCGAACCAAUACGGACACCAGGCCCGGACUGAUGUGAAGGGGGACGUGGUUACUCAGGCUUCCUGGUCCAAGGGACAGCCGAGCUAUGGCUCACAGACCUCUGACCCCAGUUGGAGAACCCCUAAUCCAGAACCGCCUUUUUCCACAGGCCAGUGGGGCACCCCGGCAGUGAACCUGGCGGGCAUUAUUGGCAUGAUGGCGGGAAUCGUGUGCUCCAUGGCAGAGUCGGUGGGCGACUAUCAUGCGUGCGCCAAGCUCUCAGGGGCGCCGCCUCCGCCCAAGCACGCCAUCAACCGGGGAAUCGGCGUGGAAGGAAUUGGCAGCUUGUUGGCGGGGGCCUUUGGCACCGGGAAUGGCACCACCUCGUUCAGCGAGAACGUGGCUGCCCUGGGCAUCACCAAGGUGGGAAGUCGAAUGGUAAUUCUGCUCAGCGGAGUCGUGAUGAUCGUAAUGGGGGUCGUGGGUAAAAUCGGAGCCAUUUUCUCCACCAUCCCCAACCCCGUGAUUGGAGGGAUGUUCCUGAUCAUGUUUGGGGUCAUCGCUGCGACGGGAAUCUCUAACCUACAGUCAACAGAUAUGAAUUCCUCCAGGAACAUCUUUGUGUUCGGUUUCUCCUUGUUUUCUGGGCUCGUCAUUCCCAACUGGAUCACCAAGAAUCCAAAUGUCUUGGUCACGGGCCAAAGUGAAGUGGAUGCAGUGUUGCAGAUCCUUUUUACCACUCCGAUGUUUGUCGGAGGCUUCCUGGGGUUCUUCCUGGACAACACCAUCCCUGGUACCAAAAGCGAGCGUGGACUCUUCGUCACAGACGAAACCCACCCGGAGGCCUCUGGUACCUUGGAAACCGACGACAUUUACAACCUCCCCUUUGGCAUCACAAGGUGUCUGUCGUCACUGCCUUGGGUUCACAAAAUUCCGUUCUGCCCGGGGGGAGGGCAAAAGCCUCUCUGCAAGUCAGACAAAGGCAUGCCCUAGAAGGCAGGCCGCAUCCGUUACUUUUUGGACUCUUAUCUUCGGGUUUGCCUAUAAUGUACAUUACAGGUCGAUAUACCGUGACUUGUCAUUGGGAGUGGCAGUCCCCUCAAAGGUUCUGCUUCUGUAACUUGACUUGACCUCUACAGUUUAGCCAUGCCUGCUCCUUUUUGGUCUAGGAAAAGCUAAACCAAAGCUAUGGUUCACUCAAAUGUUCUGCUUUUGUACACUCAAGUGUUUUUUUGGAACAUAUCUUUAAUUUUACGCCUUAUCACUCGCAGAAAAAUGGUUACCGUGCUACGUUCUAUGCUGGUAUCUACAAUGGUUCGACUCCUCCUAACUAUCCUUGAGGUUCAAUAAUGAUGGAUACAAGUCCCACUUUUUUACCUUUGACAUUUGUAUAUGUUGGGGGAUCUUUGUUUUGUUGUUGUUUUUUUUUGUCCUUUUGUGCUAUUGGUGCUACUUUUGCAUAAAUUGUUUCCCAUCUGUCUAUUUUUCUGACAAGAGAAUAUGCGGCCAGCAAUAAUGUUUUUAUCGCUGCAUUCAUUCAGUUUUGAUUAUAUUGCCUGAUAAAGAUUCCAUGAGAGAGAACAGUCUGUGUGAAAUAAAUAAUGUGGACAGAU